ACUGCUAAAAUUUCGCGCAGGCCAGCGCCAUCUAUUGUCGAUGUAAGAAAAUGUCAAAGGUUAUUUCGCGUCAGAUCUGUGAUCCUCAACACCAUCGAAGAGCUACGAAGUUUAUCUAAAAUCCGGAGGCAUCCUUCCUCCUUAUUAGUUUAUAAUAAUUUAGAAAGAUGAGUGGAGGAGUGUCAUAUUAUGGGAGUAAGAUAAGCCUAGUAUCGAAUGCUGGAAUUCGAUAUGAAGGCCAUUUAUUCUCGGUUGAUACUGCCGAUUCGACGGUGACUCUUUCGAAAGUACGUUCCUUUGGAACAGAGGACAGGCCAUGUGAUCAUCCCGUCGCCCAGAGAGAUGAGAUGUAUGACUACAUCGUGUUUAGGGCUUCUGACAUUAAAGACCUGAUGGUGUGUGAAGCUCCUAAACCUCCACAGACAACCUCCAUUGCCCAAGAUCCAGCCAUUCUGCAGCACUCGGGCGCAGUGAGCUCUACCACCAACCCCAGUUUUCGGCCACCCAACACCUUUGCGUCGGCUCCAGCUCCCUUUGCUCCAUUUAAUCAGCUCCCCUACCAAUAUGGUGCUAUCGGAGGUAUGAUGCCAAAUCAGUUUGCAGCAGGCCAGGUUCAGCGCCCUCAAAUAGGAGUUGGCAGGCAGACUCCUCCACCCAACCGCAAGUCGCCCACUAUGGAGCAGGCAGUCCAAGCUUCUGGUCCGCAGUCACCCGACAAGGACAAGAAGAAUGAGAGCAGCAGUAAGGGGAGGAAAGACCAUGACAAGAAUGACCAUCGUGAUCAGGAGCCCCAGCCGCAGAGGAGACGAGGAUCCCGUGAGGAACAGCGCAGGGGUGGCAACAACAGGGAUUUCAGGGAUGUGAGAGAAGAGGGGCGUAAUAGGGAUAACCAGGAUCGCUACCGAGACAAUCAGAACAGGGAUCAUGAUAGAGAUGGAAUCAGGAGAAGGAAUGAUAGAGGACCUCGGGAUCAAGGCCGCAGACCAGAUAAUCAACAACAACAGCAGCAACAGCAGCCUUACAGGAGGGGUCGAGGAGGACGUGGCCGUGGUCAUCGUCCAUUGAUGGCUAAAGAUCCCAUCAAGGUUGGAACAGACUUUGACUUUGACACAGCUAAUGCCCAGUUUGAUAAGGAGGCCAUUGAGGAUGAAUUUGAGAGCAAACUGAAGAUUGUUAAUGGGGAUGAGAAGUCAAGUGAGCAGGAACAUGAAGGGUCAGGGAGUGAGACGCCUACCAGUGAGAAUCAAGAUGACAAGGCAUUCUAUGAACCAGAGAAAUCAUUCUUUGACAGCAUCUCAUGUGAAUCAAAUAACCAAGAUGGAAAUCGAACUCGUCCUAGCCGCCGUGAAGAAUACAAGAUGAACACGGAAACUUUUGGAGUGCCGUUCUCCAGGGGACGUGGUCGUGGUAGAGGCGGAUUCUACCGGGGUGGUUACAAUAGAGGUGGAUACAAUAGCUACCAGGGCGGAUACAACAGGAGUGGUGGCGGAUACAGAGGCCGUAACAACUACCAAAGAGGUGGAGGAGGGGGAGGCGGUACAGCCUGGAAUAAUAGGAGGAAUCGCAACCAGGACUGGGGGCGAGGGGAUGCACCUCAGCGUAGGGACCGUGGAGAUGAUAAUCGUAGGAGAGAGGAUGGGAUCAGUAAAGGCACUACGGAAAGCAGCCAGAAAGAAGAUAUUAAAGUUGCUGAAGGAUCAUAGAAGAAAGGCAGACCAAAUGCCAAAUGAGCGUUUUUUUUGUACAAAGGACAAUUUUGUUCACAUUUGUGGCCAAAAGGAUAAGCAGAGCUUCACUGGAAGAGCUUGAUAUAGGAGCUAGCUAUGCAUGGCAGGAGCAGCAGUGCUAAUCAAUUCAUGGGAUCUAUAUAGUGCCUGGCUCAAAGGAAAAAAAAAAGAUGAUGAUAAAUAUAUUUCUAAAUAUUGUAGUAGAAUUAUUUUAUUGAUCAGUUCAAGAAAGGAGGUUAUCCAUACAUUGCCUACUACAUGUACAUGAUUAUUACAAGAGGAAUUUCUGAAGAGUCUCUCAGAGAAAGUUGUGUUGUAUUCAAGCUGUGGAUUCUUGCUUUAAAUUGGAAAGGAAGAAUUCCUUUUUUUAAUUAUGCUUUAUCUUUCACUUGUGGAACAAUCAAGUAAGGAUUUAGGCUGGAAAGAUGUCAAAAACUUAUUAGUUUUUGUGCAUUGUGAAAUAUAAUUUACAGAAAUCAAGUGUUAAUCUUGAAGGCAGUGACAAUGUUGUGUCCCAC
Lytechinus pictus (painted urchin) is the source of this 2245-nucleotide messenger RNA. Its product is annotated as protein LSM14 homolog A-like. Lineage: Eukaryota; Metazoa; Echinodermata; Echinoidea; Temnopleuroida; Toxopneustidae. Gene Ontology annotation, molecular function: mRNA binding. The transcript is spliced from 8 exons. The coding region runs from base 168 to 1703 and encodes 511 amino acids. Gene Ontology annotation, cellular component: P-body. Gene Ontology annotation, biological process: P-body assembly; cytoplasmic stress granule assembly. The record is from RefSeq and is a predicted model, not a curated record.